AUGCAUCAGCACGAUCUGCAUUCUCACAUUAAAAAAACCGUUCUUCUGGUGCAGGCUUCAAGUCGUCCGGAGUGCAUCGUGGCGUUAUCGCGUAUUCGGCAUUGCGGUGUCUUCUGUGGUGCAAGGGAGGGAGCCCAGGCUGAGGUCUGCCCGUCUGCCUGUGAAAAUUUCAUGAAGACCUGCCUUUCCGACGGCAGUUCCGAUUCCAACAAGUCGCUGCCCCGUCUCUGGUCUCGGUUUAUUGAUGCUCUUACAUUGACAACAAAACGGCUGGAGAGGACGUUCAAUUUUGCUACGGUGAACAAGGAUUUACACAUUUUCCUCUCCGAAGCAAUUACUUUUGUGCACCAAAAGUACGCUCAAGUGAAGUCUUCGGUAAGUUUUGAAUCCUCUCCUCGAAUUGCUCAAAAGGAAAAUCUUAUCCAGGAAUGCAAAUCCAGUGCUGGUGGACGUGGUAGCGGUGCCAGCAACGCCCCUCCUCCGUAUAAUCUCUCUCCCAGCGGUUGGCAGUACCCCUCACGCCUUCGCCGAUCCGCCGACAAUGCCUCCAGCGCCGCCGACGCGUUGCUGCGCGAGAGACGCCAAAGCGGGUACCCAGGGGAGGCCUGGCGGCAGUCCGAACCCCCCGGCUGGGGGGCGUCGCAGCAGCCACCACCGCGUGGAGGCGGCGGUGGCGCCUACCAGCCUUACUUCCAGCCCGGUCGACGAUCAGGCGGCAAUCCGUCGAUGCAGCCGUCGCAGCAACCGCAACAGCAGCACUCAGCGAAUGCGCCAGAGAAACUUAACAAGUGGGCUACCCAAUUAAAGUUUUAUUACUCGGGUGUGAAGGAUUUAUUCGCCCGACCACCUUCGACUGUGUGCGCUCCUGCCGCUCAGUCAAACACUGCGUGUUGGAACCCACCACCUGUUGCAUCGAGCGGUCAGCCGCAUCGGCGCUUGGCAGCACUCUCUGAUUUGGUCGCGGCAUCGGACCGACUCAGUGUGGUGAACACCAAGAAUAACGGUGACCCGGAUGCACUCGAGUCAGGAGCUCGAAUACUCGCUGAAUUAAAGAUGCGUAACACAUCUACCCACGGUUCCCGUGGCUCGCCCAGCCUCCUACAACCGCGGAACUCGGGCAUGCCCUCAUAUGGACAAUCGCACGACCCGUGGAGAAUCGGAGGCAACAACUUUCCACCGCCCCAGCCACCGCAACCUGCUGCCCCCUACCAACCACAGCCUGUGGGCGAACCGGUGAGUUGCGUCACCUCUCGGUUUUCCAAUAACAUGAAUAUUGAUGUGGCAGGAAGUGGAUACGAACCUGCGGGUGUAGCUCCACAGCCUGGUUACCCACCAACACUGGGUCAACCCCCAUACUCCCUACAACCUGAACGUCCCGACCAGGCGGGCUAUCCCUCUCACCGCGCGCCCAUCCCAGCCCCCGGAGGAAAUCAGCCUCCUCCUCCUCUCAAUCAACGUUGGCCUGGGGCUGGGGACAUGGAAUCGAGUGGAUAUGGCAGAGAAGGCGAAGAAGAAUCAUGGAAUCGAGGAGACCUUUGGCAGCAACCUCCGCCACCCUCUCAUCCGUGGGAGCAACCACCACCUCCUGCCCCUGGUGGUGGUGGUGGUGUUGAUGGAGGCAAUUACCAGUGGCCUAAUAGCUACUAUCCAGAUCAGCAAGGCAGUGGGGAGCCCUUUUUGCCUGGUCCUGAGGCCUACCCACAACCCGUUGAGACCUCGACAACGACAUCAACGACUUUAACUAGCACCACGAGUGGUCCUACUACAGUCGCAUCAGAACCACCUUUUACGAUGCCGCCGACACCAGCCAGCUCCGUAGAAUCCACGUCAGGAGUGAACACAAGCACAAUCCAGACGCUACCUCCGCCACCACCACUGCCACCGUCAAUUGGUGGAUUUGAUGAUGAAGACUUCGGACAGCCUACACCCCAGCCACAACCUUUGCCGACAUCGACCCAAAGACCUUGGGAUGCUCGUCAGCCUUCGCCACCGUUUGGACUUGAGAGUUUUGAUUGGCCUUUCCAGACAAGCGGAUAUUACCCCGGCGGCGAAGGAGCAAGUCGGCCCCUGGGUCCGCAUGCGCCACUGCCACUGCCACAAGGCCCGCCCGAUUGCUCCCCAGAGGCCAUGGCAAGCGCCGGGAGCGGGGUGGACCCACGCUGUCUGUCGGAGAGAGGAGGUGUGGAGGAGGGACGACCAGCCUACCCUCACGCGGGUCUGCCUGGAUGGGAGCCCCAGCCCCCGGAUUUGGAAGACCACAGGGCCGGUAGUGGUGGUGGUCCCGACGGCCUUGAACCGCCACCACCACCACCACAUUACCCUGGUUAUGUCGACGAAUCACACCCACGGGAGCCGACUGACUAUGUACCCGAUUUGGACAGACUUAUACCCCAAACAGAGACAUCCCUUCCCCCUACUGGACCUGACACCUACCAACCGCACCCACCGGCAUCAAAACCACUUGACACCACUCCCCCAACACGCGUGGCCCCACCGGACGUCUGGCUGCCGGCCCCUGAACUCCAGCCGGGUGACGGAAAGUUGCCCGACUCCAAGCUUUUUCUCCCUGAUUUCCCUCCCCAUCGUGGUCGUCCUAUGUCGGGCGACAGCAAAGUGACCACCGGAGGAUUAAUGGUCACUAAAACUCCCGCCUUGAUCGCAACCCUUUUGCUCAUUGCGAUUUUAGUCUAG
Molecule: messenger RNA, 2691 nt
Organism: Mesocestoides corti
Lineage: Eukaryota; Metazoa; Platyhelminthes; Cestoda; Cyclophyllidea; Mesocestoididae
Source: the annotation of a GenBank genome assembly